CCAUCUUCUCCUCACUUCUCCUAACCAUUUUUCCCACCUCAUUUGUCACUUUUUGGAAUAAUUUUGAUUGGAGUUGGAAGCAUGGCGUAUGCAUCUCAUGUUAUCAAUCACUGUAGAAAGAUAAAAAAUGUUUCCAGCGUACUCAGGCAGGAGCAUGCCAUUUGGGUUCGUUGGAUUUCCCAUGAUGCACACUCCUCUGUUCGGAAAAGAGAAGAUGUUAAGAAGGUUUAUCGUCAGGGCUAUGAACCCAUGGAAAGGGAGAGGAUAUCUGAGUUUCUCACUCGCACCACUGUUUCAACUGGUUCAUCCAAGAAUAAUCUUUCAAGGAUCACAAUGAAAUUUAGAAAUUCCAUGGCUGGAUCACUAUUUAACAGAGAACUACCAUGUUCACAGCUACACUUACGAAGGGGUUUUGCAUCUGACUCGGGACUUCCUCCACACCAAGAGAUUGGAAUGCCUUCUCUCUCUCCCACAAUGACAGAGGGCAACAUUGCAAAAUGGUUGAAGAAAGAGGGUGAUAAGAUUACCCCUGGUGAAGUCCUAUGUGAAGUUGAAACUGAUAAAGCAACUGUUGAGAUGGAGUGUAUGGAAGAAGGUUAUCUUGCUAAGAUAAUAAAGUGGGAUGGUUCAAAAGAUAUCAAAGUUGGUGAGAUAAUUGCUAUUACUGUUGAAGACGAGGAGGAUAUUGCACAGUUUAAAGAUUAUAGUCCUUCUCCAUCAGGUGCUAGUGCUCCUGCACAGAAAGAGCCAGAAGCUCCUAUCCCACCCAAGCAGGAAGCUGUUGAGAAACCUGUCAGUUCACCAGAGCCAACAAUUUCCAAGUCCAGUUCACCUCCCUCAGAAGAUCGCAUAUUUGCUAGCCCUCUCGCAAAAAAAUUGGCUGAAGAUCACAAUGUGCCUCUUUCAAACAUCAAAGGAACAGGUCCAGAUGGAAGCAUUGUAAAAGCUGAUAUUGAAGAUUACUUGGCUUCUCGUGGCAAGGAAGUUUCAGCUCCAACUCAUAAGCCUAAGGAUACUACUCCUGCAGCUCUAGAUUAUGUAGACAUUCCCCAUACUCAGAUAAGAAAGGUUACAGCUUCACGCUUAUUAUUCUCAAAGCAAACUAUUCCCCAUUAUUACUUGACAGUAGACACUUGCGUUGACAAACUUGUGGAUUUGCGGAGCGAACUCAAUUCCAUACAAGAAGCCUCAGGUGGGAAGCGGUUAUCUGUCAACGAUCUUGUGAUUAAGGCUGCUGCUUUGGCUCUUAAAAAGGUUCCUCAGUGCAAUAGUUCAUGGACUGAUGACUAUAUUCGCCAGUAUAACAAUGUGAAUAUUAAUGUAGCUGUGCAGACAGACAAUGGACUCUAUGUUCCAGUUAUCAGGGAUGCAGACAAGAAAGGUCUGUCUAAGAUUGCUGAGGAGGUCAAGCUUCUGGCACAGAAGGCCAAAGAGAACAGCUUAAAGCCAGAAGAUUAUGAGGGGGGCACGUUCACUGUCUCCAAUUUGGGAGGACCCUUUGGUAUCAAGCAGUUCUGUGCCAUCAUUAAUCCUCCUCAGGCAGGAAUUCUUGCCAUUGGUUCUGCGGAAAAAAAGGUAGUUCCUGGUUCGGGCUCUGAGCAAUUUGAGUUUGCUAACUUCAUGUCAGUAACCCUAAGCUGUGAUCAUCGUGUUAUAGAUGGUGCAAUUGGUGCUGAAUGGCUGAAAGCUUUCAAAGGAUACAUUGAGAACCCAGAGACAAUGCUGCUUUAAACCAACGCAGCGGCUUUUCUUUUUGUUUAGAUCUCUCUGCAAGAGGACUUUGAUGCAAUCAAUGCAGUUUCAUCUGAGUUGUGAUUACAUUUGCUUGUAUAUCUGAGCAAUUUUUUGCCCUUUCAUUUCAAAACAAAGAAGUCAAAUUGAUUUUUUGGAAAUAAAGAGAAAAGGGUUAAAAGGAAUUAAACUUUGGACAGAGUUCUGCCUUCUGCAGAGUGGAAUAAUCCCUUUCAUGAGGGUUUCUUCUUGUGGAUAUUUGACUGGAUUAGGUGGCAAUGUUGUGCCACGCCAUAGAUUUUUCACACUACCAAAUCUCCUUGGGGAUUCAAGUUCGACGUUUCAGAAUUUUAUUUCCAAUGUUUCCAAACUAUGCAUACGGUUUAUACUGGACGGUUUGAGGGAUCUUUAUCCUUUUUACUAAACUUAUCUGUAUUUG
Messenger RNA from Rubroshorea leprosula, 2170 nucleotides. The record is from the annotation of a GenBank genome assembly. NCBI's taxonomy places the organism in Eukaryota, Viridiplantae, Streptophyta, Magnoliopsida, Malvales, Dipterocarpaceae.